This is a messenger RNA of Periophthalmus magnuspinnatus, 4285 nucleotides long. RefSeq names its product oxidoreductase NAD-binding domain containing 1 (gene oxnad1). Gene Ontology annotation, molecular function: oxidoreductase activity. The record is from RefSeq and is a predicted model, not a curated record. Gene Ontology annotation, cellular component: mitochondrion. The transcript has 8 exons. Lineage: Eukaryota; Metazoa; Chordata; Actinopteri; Gobiiformes; Gobiidae. Bases 170 to 1084 code for a protein of 304 amino acids.
ACAGAAGGAGCCGCUGUCAUCUCCUCCGCCAUGUUUCUGCUGCUAAGUCUGUUAAAUGUGCAUGUUUUAUAAGGUUUAAAAUAUGUUCGAGGUUCCAGACAGUUGAUACAAAUUUAAAUCUAAAGGAUCUACCCUGACAUCUCAUUUAUUUACUCUUUGACUCCAGGAGAUGGUGAUGACUGCGCCCUGUGUGCUCCUUUCUCUGGCUCGGACCUUGGCUUCCCAGACCCCCUGUGGGUCCUCCCUCAGAGCCCUCCACAAGGGACUGAUGUCUCUCAGGAGGAUGUCGUCCAGGAGACAGAUGGACCACCUGCAGAGGACCGCAGCCCAGUCCAGACACACAGCCCUGUACCCAGCUCAUGUGUGUGGCAUCACUGAUGAGUCGGACACAGUGAAGAGGCUGAGGUUAGCCGUGCACCCAGACUUCAGCUUUAAGGCCGGACAGUGGGUGGACCUUUUCAUCCCAGGCUUGGAGACUGUCGGGGGCUUCUCCAUGUGCUCCAGCCCAGGUCUGAUGCAGAGGGAGGGGGUCAUCGAACUGGCCGUCAAGUACACCCAGCACCCCCCGGCUCGCUGGCUCCACACACAGUGCACGACCGGCUCCCAGGUGGCAGUGCGAGCGGGCGGAGAUUUCUUCUUUGACCCUGCCCCCUCAGACCCCGCCCUGGACCUCUUACUGCUGGGUGGGGGUGUGGGCAUUAACCCUCUGUACUCCAUCCUGCUGCACACGGCUGACUUGCUCAGGACAAAUCGGGCUAAUAUCAGCACUGCACACAUCUGCCACAGCGCCAAGAACACUCAGGAACUGCUCUUCAAGAGUUCCAUAGUGGACAUGCAUGAAGAGUUCUCCAGCACCAUCUCCUGUGAGUUCCACGUGACCCAGCAGGGCGGCGACGUGGAGCCCAGAUUGCAGCCCUACACCAGCCGGGGCAGGAUCACAGCCGAGCACCUUCAAGCCCAUGUGCACCCUCAGAGCACCUUGUGUUACCUGUGCGGCCCCCCACUCAUGAUCCAAGCCCUGUCCUCCAGUCUGAAGGAGCUGGGACUGCCUGAGGAGCGCAUCCACUUUGAGAAGUGGUGGUAGGACUGAGAACACAGCUGGAGGGGCCACUUACAGACCAUGUACUGUAUUUGAAUGGACUUUAAAUGGACAAGUACACACCUCCUCUUUUGGGUUUGGACAACUUAUCAGCUGCUAUGCACAAAACUGGUUGGAUAUUGUGUCCAGUAGCACUUCUAUAAUAACUACAGCUUAAUUAGCCUUAAUAAAGCAUCUAAUGAAAAACUGGCUUAGUAACUACUUAAUUUGUACUCUCUAAACACAACCCCUUAAUUAAGUAGUUACUCAGUCAUCAUUCUUAAAGAGCCUAUAUUAUGCUAUUUAAAAAGCCUGUUGUAAUGUUGUUUCCUCAUCAAAUGCUUAUCCGGAGUUGAGUUUUGUUUCAUUCACGCAUUUAACACACAAAUUCUGCAUAUUGAGCCUGUAAUCUUCUCUCAAACUGAAAACACUUUGUUCCACCUUGUGAUGCCAUUAAGUGACAGUACAGGAAGUGCUUCACUGUCUUUUUAAACUUCAUACACCUUCACUAGAAUCAUUUGCAGUUACAAAAAACAAAACACAACUUUGUUUUUUUAAGGAGGUAACAGCAUUAUAAUAUGACUAAAAGCUUACACGAUUCAUUUUUGCGUAAUAUAGGAUUAUUUGUUAGUUUUGAAUUAAGUCUUUGUUCAUGCUUUAUUAAGACUGUAAAUAGAGUAGUUACUAUAGUUUUAGCAUCUAAGUGAAAGUUGUUACACAGUUCAGGUCCAGUCAUUCUCACAAAAUAUGAAUUCCUACCUGAGUUUUAUUUUUUAUAUUUUUACUUUUUCUGACUGAUAGUUGCAGACAAGAUGCUGAUGGGAACAAUGCAAAUCUAGAAAUUAUCAUUUUUAUCACAAUUCUUAACUUUCCAAAACUGAUCCAGGCUUGUGAGAAAUUGGGCUCAAAUUAGUAUAUAAUUCAAUGUUCAAUUAUUCCCAUAUCCUAAAUAACACAUAGGCUGCAACAAAAAUUUUUAUGUAUGCACUUUGUUUUGAAUGAAAAAAAAUCUUUUGGUGCAGAUUGGAAAGAUUGUUUCCAUUUGACAACUUAAGUUGACAAAGCAAGUGACCCAAAAAUGCCUUUAGUGUCUUUCCUUAAAUUUGAGGUUUGUUUGAAAUUGAAUGAUAUUUUAAAAGGUUAUUGUCAAAGGAACCAUAUUGUGCUGUUUUCUGAUCUAUGUUAUAAUGUUGUUUCUUCAUAAGUAACAUACACAGAGUCAUGUUUUGUUUUGUUUCACACAAGUUUAACACAAAUCCUGCAUAUUUAGGCUGUUUUUCUCUCAAACAGAAAACCCUCUAUUCCAUGUCAUUUUGGUAAUGCAUAAUUAAACUCCAUACAACUUCACUAGAAUCAUUUGGACAAUGUCAGAUCUGAAAUGGUCAACCUUUGCUGAAAUAAAGGUAAAAGGUAGCUGUUAACUUGAGUAUCAUAAAGUGGAACAGAGCAUUUUGGAGAUGUAGACGGCCUAAUAAUGCAGGAUUACACAAACAUGUGUGAAUGAAAUGCACAACUCCAUGUAUGUUUGUGAGGAUUCUAAAAUAGCUUAAAACUCACACGAGUCAAUGAUGUAGGGGCUUUAAAUUGACAAUGUUUGGUUUGUUUGAAAGGAGAUCUUGGUGUAAAAAAGUAACCUUAAAUCUUAAUCUAUAAUAUGCAGAUUGGUAGAAUUACGAUUUUGUGUGCUAACAAUAGUUUUUCCCUCAGCAGCACUUUGCAACAUAACACAGUGAACAGAGCAAAUACACAUUUUAAUAACUGAUUUGAAUUAUUUUAAAAUACCUCAGUGCUUCAAACUAUUUAUGUCAUUUAUGAUGUUAAUGUUUGGAAUGUUGAAUAUAAUUACGGUGUUUUUACCACGAAUUCUGCUCCUUUUCAUUUUGCCAUAGCGGGAGAGUGGAGUGAGAGUGGAGAGAGUUUGUGCACCCCCUGUGGUGUGGUGUAAUAAGAAUCUCUGGGGGGUCUGUGAGGACAUGUUCUGUCAGCAGGGGGCACACUCAUUUUCAUCUUUCCUUUUCUACACAUGACACUGUAAAUGGUCCUGUUGUAAAGGCUUUAUUGACCUGCUCUCUUAUAUAAAGUACCACUUACAUACACUACGUACAGCAUGGUGUAAAGGCUGAUCAAACCAUAACAAUACACCUUAAAUGCACUUUUAACUGGAUUCAUUUAAAGGGGCACUGUGAUACUUUUCUGGUGCUUACUCAAAACAAUGUCAGGUCAACUGGAUAAUAAUUGCUGUGUUUCAGAUGACAUCGCAACAUCCUAUAGGUGAAUAAUAUUUUAUAUGGAUAGGGGAAGUUGAAAAUAAUAAUUAGAGGUAAAAUGCUUGACCUUUGCACUUUUUAGAAUAUUGGCUAUCUGCCUUAAAUCUGUAGCAAAGGCCAAUAUUUACAGUAGUUUUGGCCGACCUGCUGCCUAAAGAAUGCACAUAAAGCUUAAUUUGAAUACUUUAGUGCGACGUGAUGACUGCAUUUAACGUGGCAACACAGCUCGCAAAGCUGUGGUCAACAAGGGCUGUGGGUGAGUUUGCAGCUAUUUAGGUAAAAUAAUCUACAUCAGCCCAAAAGUAUUGCCAGAGUUUAACAGCUAUUGGUUGCUCUGGAUUCGACACAUUGACCGAUAUAUAUAUUUUUUUCACGGUUGAUCUGUAUUAAUAUUGUUCAAAUGCAGAGUUUUGUAAUACAGUGAGUUCUUGAGUCUAGUCACUGAUAGAAAUCGGUUCAACAAGUGCAGUGUAAUUCCUAAGAAAAACUACCUCUUGCCCCCAUCUGAGAGUAUGGUACCAUCACCUCAUAGAAUCUGAAAAACAGCAGUAUUGUUUUGAGUAUUUUCAUACCUGGAUAAGUUAAAAAAAAAUAUCUGGUGCUUGUAUCCAUAGAGAUGUUAAUGCUUUGCCUGGAUUAUGCCACUAAACGUCUGUCUCAUGAACAGGGUCAGCUCUGUGGAGAGGCGACCCUGCCCUGGAUAAGUUUCAACACAAAACAAGAAAAAUGGAGACUAGUAGAUGGCUGACCACCCUUCCUAUCAGAAAAGUUACAUAGUGCACCUUUUAAAUGAAGUAAACAUUAUAUGGCAGUGCUCAGAUAGCGUCAAAGUGCAAUAUUUACAUCUUUUGUCAAACCAAGUUCAGAAUUUAAAGGUAUUGCGCUUAAUUACAAGUGUUUAUUAUUAUGCCAUAGCGACAAAAUGAACAGAAUUAGGACU